Molecule: messenger RNA, 1484 nt
Organism: Aedes albopictus (Asian tiger mosquito)
Lineage: Eukaryota; Metazoa; Arthropoda; Insecta; Diptera; Culicidae
Gene: kraken
Product: probable serine hydrolase
Exons: 3
Coding region: 451-1461 (336 amino acids)
Source: RefSeq, a predicted model, not a curated record
GAGCAGCAGCUGUCGUGGUCGUGGUCGGUCAUUCGCGAUUCUUCAAUCGGAAGGGCAAGUUGGUGCCAUUUGCGGGCGAAUCUAGUGUAGUGGACGUUGUCGUCACUCGUCGCGUGUGCUCUGCCCUGCCGCUGUAGUGGAAUCUCCAGGAAUUAUUGGCGUCGCAAAAAUACAGUACAUUUUUUUGUCGGCGUUAUGGAUCUUCCGAGCUGUUAAUCUUCACUUCAAAUUGUCGAUUUUUAGGGCGGUAACCUUUCGAAACACAUUUGUCGUCAGCCGGUCUUCGACUGGAACGAAAGGGACCCCUUGAAAGGUCAAUUGCGGCGAUCGAUUUGCAUGCAAAUUUACCGUCCGAAUUGCGUAAUUGUCUAAAACGUUACCGUUUGUACGGGUCAACAAGCACCAACCAGGUUGACAUUGGCGACUUCGAUUCCAGUUUCGUUACCAGAAAUGGACAGCAGCAAGGAAAAGUCCACAUCAGCUACUGCAGCAGUAAGCAAUGGUUGCUGCAUCAGCAUCAGCUCACCAUCGAUUGUGGCAGCAUCCAAUGGCAUAACGCAGAGAGCCACGGAGGAAAUCGAAAUCCCAAUGCCAUGGGGCAACGUAGCCGGCAAAUGGUGGGGCUCCCGGCAUAAGCAGCCUGUGCUGGCGCUACACGGCUGGCAGGACAACGCUGGAACGUUCGAUCGUCUCUGCCCCUUACUACCGGAUGACAUUCCCAUCCUGGCCAUCGAUUUGCCGGGACACGGACGUUCCGCCCACUAUCCCAAGGGCAUGCACUACUACAUCUUCUGGGACGGAAUUGCACUGAUCAGACGAAUCGUGAAAUACUUUGGCUGGGAGAAGGUCACCCUACUGGGCCACUCGCUGGGCGGUGCCCUGAGCUUCAUGUACGCAGCUGCGUUCCCGGACGAGGUCGAGGGAUUCAUCAGUAUUGACAUUGCCGGUCCACCGGCGCGAGAUCACCACAAACAGGCAGCCAACUUGGGGGACAGUAUCGAUCGGUUUCUGCGCUACGAAUCGCUCCCAGAAUCGAAAACACCUUGCUACGGGUACGACGAUGCCAUCGAUGUGGUGCUAGCGGCUUACGACGGCUCGGUGGAUCUGCAGUCGGUGGAAGUCCUGAUGCGACGGGGAAUGGCCCCAGCGGCCGAGCGGUUCAACAAGGAUGGGUUCUAUUUUUCCCGGGAUCUUCGGCUGAAGGUGUCCCUGAUGGGUAUGUUGUCCCUUCCGCAGGUGAUUGCCCACGCGGAGAAAAUCAAAUGUAAGGUGCUUAAUAUUCGGGCCGUUCCGGGAAUGAACUUUGACAACAUCGAUUACUACCCAAGUGUGUUGGAGGCCAUGAAGAAGGGCUCGCGGAAAUUGGUGUACCAUGAAAUUGCCGGCACGCAUCAUAUCCAUUUGGUAAAUCCGGAACGAAUAUCUCAACAAGUGACCGAUUUCUUAUUAGAUAGAGAUUAGAUUGAAUCAAUUCAUUUAGGUUC